AUGCCUUGCUUCAAGGGUAUCGCUGUCAGCGUCCACGCAGAAGGUGCUCCGCUCCCAGAAUAUUCUGUGCAGAAGCAGUCGAGAGUCUCGCGGAUCAAUACCUACAUUCCCGUACCCAAGGCGAAGAUCCCAAAAGACUCGUCCUCCGACAAGCCAGAGCCAUCCAAAUUCGCCAUCUCCAUCACCCUCCUCGUCCCAAAUCUCUCUGUCCCAUACUCCACCCCGAAGCCCACGGCAGAGAACCCGAACCCCGUUGGCCAACUCGUCGCAGAUCUUCCGGGCAACCCCUCGCAAAGAGGUGGAACCGUUGUCCCGUACAUACCCCUCACCAAGUCCGAAAAUGAGACCAUUGCUGCCUACAUCUACUUCGACGGCCGAGCCAAAGAGGAAGUCGCUACAUUACUGCGGCCUGGCGAGGAGACUUGGGUAAAUUCACGGUGGGUUCAGGUUCCCGAGAGUGAGGGUGGUGGUCUGGCCGAGAGAGAGUUCUUGUUCCGCGAGGUGGGCCUCGAGAGAUGGCUGAAUGGUCUGGACCUGGAUGGAAACGAUGCUGCCGCAAAGAUUGAAAAGCGUAGACAGAAGUUCGAGAAGCGCCGCAGACGUAGGAGAGAGGCAAACGCGAGCGACGACGACCUGCAUCUAACGAGAGGGGAUAGACCGGCUACGUUUGGAGGCAGAGAAGUACUGAGAUACGGCGAUGACUCGAAGUCUCCGAUGGAAAAGCUGGAUGAUUUUGACGACGAUGACCUAAGUUCAGACUCGGACGAUGAUGUACCAGAGGCUGCUGGACAGAUCAAGGUCGCAAUGUUCCGCGUGAUCGCAUCUGGCGAGAUCAAGAAAGGCGAAUACUCACCGCAAUUCGAUGCUCAUGAUGAUGACGAAGAGAAGGGUAAUGGCGAGGAGGCAAACAUUGAUCAUACGACAAGCUUUGCAAAGCCGAAGACGUUGGAUCCCAAGUCGAUCAGUACACAAACCGUCACAGGAAUCGAUGGACCAGACAAGCCUUUUGCAGUGUUCACGUUCUUCUACAGGGGAGAGAAACAACUUCAAAAGAUGGGUAUCUUGAAUGCUAAGCAGCAAAAGGGUACACCUACUGCAACUAAGCGCCGAUCAACCCAACUCGACUUCUCAAACCUUGCUCCUUUGAAGCCCGGUGGAACAGUGGGAUUCUCGUCAUUCAGAGACAGCGAUUCUUCUGAUCGAAGAAAUAAGUCGAGAAAGAAGAGCAACGGUAGCAAUGGACCCGGAGCCAUGGUCGAAGAUAGCGACGAUGAUGAUGACGAGGUCGAGAUUGUAGGAAAGAUGGAGGAUGUUGAUGAUAAGGAUGUGAAGGCUUCGCUGAGUCCCGAAGAUGCCAAGUUCUCUGGGGAAUUGGCGGAUGGCGUAGGUAGAAUCAAGCUCAAGCGUCAACAUUCUGUGGAGCCUCUGAACGCAAAUUCUCGCAAAUCACCAGCCUCAUCUACCUCUACAUCGCUUGGAGCCACCCCACCAGCCGAGUUACCAGCCCUAGCACACGGUGGCCCUAACGUAUUUGGAGGGCUGCCAGCUGAAACUGCGAUGGGAAGCCCUCUGAAGAAGCAGCGGGCCAGUCUAUACGAUAUCGAUAGCGAGACGGUGAAGCAACGAUUCGGCACUGGCUUCUCUUCAUCAGGUGGCGAUAUUGUAGCUGCGGCCGAAGCUGCCCAACAGCCCCUGCCCGUUGAUGACAAGAUGCAAGAAGAAGACGAGUUGUGA
Molecule: messenger RNA, 1734 nt
Organism: Drepanopeziza brunnea f. sp. 'multigermtubi' MB_m1
Lineage: Eukaryota; Fungi; Ascomycota; Leotiomycetes; Helotiales; Drepanopezizaceae
Source: RefSeq, a predicted model, not a curated record